GCCCGGGCUUGGCGCGCUGCGCUCGCGUUCCGCUCUGCGGGCCGCCGGCCGCAGCCUCAGCCCCCGGUGCGAGCGCGGGCGCGGUCUCUCCCCGCCGGAGGGCAGCCUGUCGGGCAGCCCCGGCCCUCCGCGCCCCCUGCCCGCACUGCCACCGCGCACCUCGCCCUCCGGGGCCUGCCCGGCGCUCGCUGCGGCCUCAGGACGCUGACAUUUUCCCGGCGGUGCACGCCAGCCCCCUCAGGUUCCCUGUCCGGUCCGCCCGGUCGGCGGGCGCUGCGUGCGCGCGCGGGCCGGCGGCUCCGGGAUGAGCCUGGUGGUGCGGAACCUGCAGCGAGCCGUGCCGCUGAGGAGGGCGCCGCUCCGCGGCAGGCUCGAGGCCGUGAGGAAGAUCCUCGGGGUGCAGACCUUUGACCUGGGCGUCGUCUGCGUGGACAACCGGAGCAUUCAGCGCAUCAACCGAGUCUACAGAGGGAAGAACGCCCCGACCGACGUGCUCUCGUUCCCGUUCCACGAGGUAGAAGACGGGUCGCGCUCUCGUCUCCCUGCUCUCCGAAAUCUGAAAGCAGGUGAAUUCCCCCAGCCUGAUUCUCCAGAUGACUAUAACUUGGGGGACAUUUUCCUGGGAGUGGAGUACAUUUUCCAGCAGUGCAAAGACAAAGAAGAUUACUAUGACGCCCUGGCUGUGACUGCUACCCAUGGAUUGUGCCACCUGCUGGGCUUCACACAUAGCACAGAGGCUGAGUGGCGGAAGAUGUACCAGAAGGAGGAGCAGGUGCUGCAGGAGCUGAGCCGGCGCAUGGGGACGCAGCUCCAACCGCUGAGCAGAGACCUCUUCUGAUGACUCCUUCCCAGACUGCCGCUGUCCUGCCUGGCUUCGGGCAGGUAUCAUGAGGGGAACUUGACUUGGAGCCCAAGAGAAAUUGACAUUCAUUUCUUGGUUUUGAACACUGCAGAUUAGUGUCAUUGUUGUAAAUAAAAUGAUUCUGAGCCCCCA
Molecule: messenger RNA, 994 nt
Organism: Oryctolagus cuniculus (rabbit)
Lineage: Eukaryota; Metazoa; Chordata; Mammalia; Lagomorpha; Leporidae
Gene: YBEY
Product: ybeY metalloendoribonuclease
Biological process (GO): rRNA processing
Molecular function (GO): metalloendopeptidase activity
Source: RefSeq, a predicted model, not a curated record